AUGCAAAAAAGUUUAUCAUUAACUGCAUUUAACCGUGCAAAAGAACUAGUUAAUAAUUUGAAUAUAUUAUCUUCAUUAAAGGAAUGCAAUGCUUGUGAACUUAAUGGUUUAAGUAAAAAUAUAUCUGAUAGUAUUAGAUUCAACAUUAAUUCGGAUAAUUAUUUAGCAACGGAUUCAGAUUCUUCAUCAGAUUCUGAAUCUGAUUAUGAUGAUGGAGCAAUGGAAAGUAAUGAAUUUGAUAGUGAUCUAAUCAAUGUGGAUGAAGAAGAUAAAGAUGCGGCAAUGACACAAAACUUUGAUGAAAUUAAAACUGAGAAAAUAAAUUUUACUGGUAUGCGUAUACUCGAUUCGAUUAAUCCAGCAAUGAAAAACUCCUAUUUUCAAGUGCAAAUAAAUAACAAGACUAAAUUUAUACACAAGCAAAGGGCUUGUUGGUUAUUGACCGACAAAGUUAGCCGCUUAUCGGCUGAUAGAUUAUCACGAGUGAUAGAAAGAAACAAAAAGGAUUGAAAAUCUUCAUCAGAUUGAUUUGGAUAGAUGGAAAAUUUCUUAUAAAAAUAAACCACUUCAUUCAAAAAGCAUUCACUUAUUAAUUAUCAUAUUUUCUAAGAUCAAACAAACUUGAAUUUUUUCCAGUGCAUUAAAAAAAACAAUAAAAAGAUCACCUUUCUACUAAAAUAAGACCGUCGAAAACAAGACAAUUUCAUUGGUUUCUUGUGAAUUUUCAUGCACGAAAUGUACUUCAAAGCUUCUAGAAGACUUCAAGAGACUUCAAGAGACUUCAAAAGACUUCAGGAGACUUCAGGAGACUUCAUCAGACUUCAAGAGACUUCAUCAGACUUCAUCAGACUUUAUGAGACUUUAGAGACUUCAAGAGACUUUAUGAGAAUUCAUAAGACUUCAAGAGACUUCAUAAGACUUCGAAAGACUUUCAAGACUUCAUGAGACUUCAGUCGUGAAGUCUCCGCUGUUCCCCCCUUGUAUUUAUCACUGUUUAAGUAAACAUUGACCAUUUUCUACGAAGUAUUCUAAUAUCACUCUUCAAGAUCUUUGGAAAGUAAGAGAAUUAAGAGAAAACCGGUUAAAGAUGCAAUGAUCAAGAUCUUUCAUUUCCAUCAAUGAGCAAUAAUGACUAUCGAAUAAAUAAUACAAAUACUAUUUCUUGUAACAAUAAAAAAUAGUUCAUUCCAAAAGAAAUACACUCGUUCCAAUUUGUGUGGUUUAUUUAAAUAGAUUUUUAUGUUGAAAU
This is a messenger RNA of Rotaria sp. Silwood1, 1249 nucleotides long. The record is from the annotation of a GenBank genome assembly. NCBI's taxonomy places the organism in Eukaryota, Metazoa, Rotifera, Eurotatoria, Philodinida, Philodinidae.